Molecule: messenger RNA, 1296 nt
Organism: Pleurotus ostreatus (oyster mushroom)
Lineage: Eukaryota; Fungi; Basidiomycota; Agaricomycetes; Agaricales; Pleurotaceae
Exons: 9
Coding region: 1-1296 (431 amino acids)
Molecular function (GO): heme binding; oxidoreductase activity, acting on paired donors, with incorporation or reduction of molecular oxygen; monooxygenase activity
Source: RefSeq, a predicted model, not a curated record
AUGCUACAAGACUUUGUUUUCGUUGCUCUCGCUUUUCUUCUGGCCCUCACAGGUUACUAUAGGUGGGGUAAACCCAGUUUGCCUGUCCCGCCGGGACCAAAGGGGUACCCCAUUAUCGGAAACCUACUCGACGUGCCCUCAGAACAACUAUGGGUCAAAUUUCUCGAGUGGUCUAAGGAGUACAAGUCCGACAUUAUUUACUUCCGUGUUUUUGGCAGCUCGACCAUUGUUCUCAACUCAUUGAAAGCGGCUAACGACCUCUUGUCUGUCAGAUCCAUGCUGUACUCGGAUAGGCCGAUCAGAACCAUGGUCGACGAACUCCUAGGCUGGGGUUCGCUCAUCAGCAACCUUACGUAUGGUCAUGCUUGGCGUAUUCGUCGUCGUGCAUUCUGGCAAGAAUUCAAUCCAGCCCGCUCUGUCAAUCAUCGCCCCAGGCAGUUGUGGUAUUCUCACGAUCUCCUUCGACGAUUACUGAAGGACCCUGAUAACUUCCUCCAUCAUAUCCACUACUCGCUCGCUGCAAGUAUCAUCUCGGCUACGUAUGGGUUGGACGUCCUACCCGAAAACGAUCCUAACAUCGAACGCGCGGAAAAAGCGCUGGACAACUUCAAGCAUGCCGCAAUUGCAGGCCUCUAUCUCGUUGAUGUACUGCCCUUUCUGAAAUAUGUGCCGAGCUGGAUGCCUGGAGCUGGCUUCAAGAGGUUUGCGGAGAAGUCACGGCCGGAUACGAUGGAUAUGCUGAAUGCACCGUUCGUUGAAGGUUGUAAUCGUAUACGGGAGGGAAAGAAUGAACCGAGCUUGUUGUCUCGAAGCCUCGCGAAAGGAGGACACAGUAUCGAAGACCAUCCUGACGCAAAAUUGAUCAAGGACGUAACAGGGGUCGCCUAUGUAGGUGGCGCCGAGACGACCAAGGCAGCGCUCUCGACUUUCAUUGCGGCGAUGUUGCUCUACCCGGAGGUGCAAAAGAAGGCUCAACAGGAAGUCGAUUCGUUCAAUCGCUCUCGGCUCCCUUUGUUUGAGGAUUUACCUAAUAUGCCAUACGUCCACGCCAUCAUGUUGGAAGUAUUAAGGAUAUGCCCCGGCCGAUUCUUUGCCAUUGAUUCCCUUUGGCUCAAUAUUGCCUCCAUUCUCACUGUCUUUGAUAUCACCAAGGCAAAAGACGAAGAAGAGAGAGAGAUCGAACCUGAUAUUCAAUGGACUCCAAACUUUACACGGCAUAUCAUCCCCUUCAAAUGUUCCAUCACACCUCGCUCUUCGGAAGCAGGAAAGCUCAUCCGUGAUUCAGAACUCAUUUAA